AUGCUGGUGAACGAAAUCAAUUUCUCUCAUAUCUCCGGGCACUCAUAGCACUUUCUGAGCGGGAUUAUCUCAAUAAGCUGUGCUGAGAGUACCGGUGCGGCUAUGUAAUGUUUACCCCCUCCCAAUGUCCCUUCUAUCUAGCUACAUCGUUACUUUGUUCUUAGCAACAGAAAGUGGCCCCCUAUCGAAAGGUUACAAGUGUAUAAUGAGAACUAGCACUGCAGAUAUUUUUAAAGGCAAGAAAAGCAAGACGACUUGUGCGAAUUGUCAGAAAUUUGAGUACACGACAAAAUCAUGUUGACUUUGCCCAUUAGGUUUAGAUGGAACUUUCCCUGCUAAUAACCUUAGAUGCGGAAAUCCUCUAAACUGCGAGCGUCGUGCCGAAUCAGAAAGCCAGCGAGCGCUUUGGAACAUCUAUGGAAAACUCCCGUUUAAUCUGUUUCGAUUUCUGCCUGGAGAAAAAAGUGCCUUUUUGCCGAGUCGGAGUUUUAUGUCAAGCUUACUGAAAUGCAGUGUUUCGGCGGGUACCUGAUGAGCUUGUUCGAGGAUAGUUCUAUAAAGUUGUCGGGGAAAGUUCCCUUUGGGCCCAAUUUUGGCUUCAUUGGCUAUUCUAGGAGGUCUAUCUAUUCAGGAUUCUCAAUACAUUUCCUGAGCAAUGUCACCAUGGCUACGGUGGAAUGGAAAUGCACUUAUAAUAGUGCGGCUCAUUAGCAAUAUCAGGCUCAAUUAGUGAUCUC
Molecule: messenger RNA, 737 nt
Organism: Sclerotinia trifoliorum
Lineage: Eukaryota; Fungi; Ascomycota; Leotiomycetes; Helotiales; Sclerotiniaceae
Source: the annotation of a GenBank genome assembly